Benincasa hispida (wax gourd) is the source of this 1482-nucleotide messenger RNA. Its product is annotated as RING/U-box superfamily protein. Lineage: Eukaryota; Viridiplantae; Streptophyta; Magnoliopsida; Cucurbitales; Cucurbitaceae. The record is from RefSeq and is a predicted model, not a curated record. Gene Ontology annotation, molecular function: zinc ion binding.
UAGAAGGAAGAAUAUUUGAUAGGAAUAAUUCAAGAAGAAAGUUGUCAUUUGUCUUUUUUAUUAUUUUAAUUAUUUUAAUUUUGUAAUUUAAAUUUUUGUUUGGAAAAAAGGGGUGAUCUUGGAGGGUGUCUUUCGAUGUGGGAGUGAGAUUUGGCGCCUCAGUUGCUAAAGCAAUAUCCUUGUGUUUGUUGAAAGCCUACAAAAAUAACGUGGAUUCAUAUACUCUUCUCAUAAAUUACGUAAUUUCAGAACCCAUUUUUUCUUUGCUUUUCAAUUCUCACCUAAAAAAAGGGAAAAAGGGGUUCAAAUUUUCCCUAUUCCUUUCUCUUAUUUCACCUAUAUUUCUACUGCUUCAACAGUAGAAUCUUCAAUCCUUCAAAUCUGAGUCUCCCCAGGGUGUGAGAGAAAAUUGAGCAAAUGGAUGAAUAGAUGAUGCUCAGGAAUGUUAGUCAAAGACUUUUGUUGUUCUAUUGAUUCAAGUUUGUGGAGUUUGAAAUUUGAAUGAACCUUUCGAUAUGUCGGAUUGCCAUUCAAAUGAUGUAAAGGCCAAUACCGGUGCCAAUCAGAACAAUGACGGUGACCUUGAGAAGCAGAGGGUUGCUCAGCCAUCAUCAUCGGCGUUAGAGCUCUCUACAAGAGAUGGUGAUGAUAAUACACUAUUAACAAUUGUUGUUUCCACAGGGGAAUCUAAACCAAUUUCUGAGGUUCCUGGUGUUGGGACUCUUUGCUCUCAAGAGGGAUUAUUGCCUUGUGAAGUUUCCCCAAAAAAGGAGCUAUUGUCCACCACUUCUAGCUCUGAUGAGCAGUGCAGAAUUUGUCAGCAAGAGAAGGAGGAAGUCUUGAUAGAACUUGGAUGUAAUUGUCGAGGCGGUCUCGCAAAAGCUCAUCGGACUUGCAUAGAUACUUGGUUUCGUACUAAAGGAUCAAACAGAUGUGAGAUAUGCCAGGUUGUAGCGGCAAAUGUAUCACCUCCACAAUCACAUCAUGGUACCAACUACUGGAUUUGGAGGAUUGAUCCAACCUACAGAACUCAAGAUCCCCAAAGGCACUGCUUCAGUCCACUUUGGCUGGCUUUUGCCAUCCUCAUAGGGGGUCUGCUACUGGAUAUUCUUAUAUCCAUCACCCUCGGUGUUUCCGCAUUGCCCGUAAAUAUCAUCAUCGAACAGGAGUCAUUGUGGUGCUUGGACUUGGAACUGUGUUUCGACUUGCGUUGGAGUUCUUUCAGGAGUGGAAUUCAACAAGAGGAUCACAAAGGGUGGAAUCAAAUGUCACUAUUGGGUACUUUCCAGCUAUAUAGUCUUUGACUGUUUAUUUACAAAAGGGAAAAAAAAAAAAAACGUUAUAUAAAUAAAGUGAAAAUAUAUGUUUAUUCUUGUCUUUUCCUUCAUGUAUUAGCCUCUUGAUCAAACAUAUUAGAUAUUGUGUAAAUUUGACAAUAAAUCAGUAAAUAUGUUUAGUGAGAUUGCAAGUAAUAAACAAUAA